AUGAACGUGCGGCAGACGGCGCAGAAGCAUCAGGUCGGCGGUGGCGCUGGCGGGAUGCCGCCGCAGCCACCGCAGAUGCGGAGCAUGGCAAGCCUCGCCGUAGCGGCCGAUCCCGAGUUUGUCACGCUGCGCGCCAUUAUCUGGAGUAACAUAGAAACGCCGAGAAACGCCAGCGCCUUCGGCGUUUCUUACCUGGUCCGCAACGCUAGCUACCUCGGCAUUUCUUUUUUGAUCAGAAAUGCUAACUACCUCGGCGUUUCUUUCUUAAGAGGAAACGCCGCGGGCUGUGGCGUUGUUAGAAGGAACCAACAAUUGUCAAGACAGAUAGCAUCUUCCACUUGCUGUGGGAUGAUGAUUCCGACACCUGGUAUCACGCAAGGCGCAAGUGAAACUUGUACAAUGUCUUAUCUACCAUACAACAUGGAUCCUUCAUCUGGUGCCGGCUUGGUUCCACCGAGUGCCAAUAGUGGUACCUCCCUGCAAGGGGGAGCUCCUAAUGAGCAUGUGAACACAAUGUUGUCUCAGGGGAUACUCCCUACACAACAUGGUCGGCCUGAAACCAACAAACUCUUGGCAUGCCCUGCACCUUCGAAGGAUCUCCCAAAGGAACCAAAGUUCAGCUGCCCAGUCUGCACGAACGAGUUGGUCGAUGCGUCGUCGACUAUCUGCGGCCACAUCUUUUGUCAGAAGUGUAUCGAGGCCUCCAUCCAGGCUCAGAGCAAGUGCCCUACCUGCCGUAGGACGCUGACCGUGAACAGUUUUCACCGUAUCUACCUCCCGACCAUGGAUUGA
Molecule: messenger RNA, 792 nt
Organism: Triticum urartu
Lineage: Eukaryota; Viridiplantae; Streptophyta; Magnoliopsida; Poales; Poaceae
Source: RefSeq, a predicted model, not a curated record